Molecule: messenger RNA, 606 nt
Organism: Cotesia glomerata
Lineage: Eukaryota; Metazoa; Arthropoda; Insecta; Hymenoptera; Braconidae
Gene: RpS30
Exons: 4
Coding region: 16-519 (167 amino acids)
Biological process (GO): translation
Cellular component (GO): ribosome; cytosolic small ribosomal subunit
Molecular function (GO): structural constituent of ribosome
Source: RefSeq, a predicted model, not a curated record
UCAAACUUCCCGCGCAUGUCUUUGAUGAGAAAAAAAAUUUUUCUCUGUCAGGUUCACGUUCAGUUCUGCUUCCGCUCUCUUUUACGCCCCUGCCUGCUCCACGAGGAACAAAUAAACAAAAUGCAGUUGUUUAUCCGCGGACAAGAGACUUUUGUAGUCGAAUGCCAAGAGCAUGAAAUUGUCUCCAAUCUCAAGGCUAAAAUCACCGAAGCCUGUGAUUUUGGAUCAACAGAAUUCGUCUUGAGUUGCAAUGGGCAAUUAUUGUCCAACGAAACACCAAUUAGUUCUCUAACAUCUAAUUCUUUGGACCUCAACGUCUUACUUCCCGGAGGUAAAGUUCACGGAUCUUUGGCUCGUGCUGGAAAAGUCAAGGGUCAAACACCCAAGGUUGAAAAACAAGAAAAAUCAAAGAAGAAGACUGGUCGUGCUAAGAGACGAAUCCAGUACAACCGCAGAUUCGUUACUGUUGUACCAACUUUCGGACGUCGUCGUGGACCAAAUGCCAACCCUCAAUCAUAAGAAUGAUGUGUAUUUCUUAAAACAGGUUUAUUAUUUAUUUAUUUUUUGAAGUUAUGAAAGAUAAAUAAAUAAUGAUGUAAAUUUAAA